Messenger RNA from Blastomyces dermatitidis ER-3, 468 nucleotides. RefSeq lists its product as uncharacterized. NCBI's taxonomy places the organism in Eukaryota, Fungi, Ascomycota, Eurotiomycetes, Onygenales, Ajellomycetaceae. The coding region runs from base 46 to 468 and encodes 140 amino acids. The transcript has a single exon. The record is from RefSeq and is a predicted model, not a curated record.
CUUGAUAUUAUCGCCGAGGUAUCUUUUUGUAUUUUUCUGCUGGGGAUGGGCCAGAUUGGGAAGGGCGGUACGAGGGUGGGACUUGGCGUUGGUGUUUUGGAACAUCAAAGAUGGACAGGGUUUUCGCGGAGGUCGCUCCUCAGAUAUCUCCACAACUACAGAUCGGGGAUCUUCCAAAAUCGAGAAGAUUGGUGCAUACGGCUAGGUCUCUUCACCUUACAAUUUGUAUGGCAAUUUGGCCCGGGGUUGUGGUCUGGUAGGGGAGAAUGGGGGAUAAUCCCACGCAGGAGUUCCGAACGACGUCUGGUUCACGUUUGGCUGGAUAACUCCACCACCACACGGGGUAUGCGGUCGGCGAUGGGGUCAAAAUGCUCGUAUGAUCGAGGGCUUUUCGAUGGAUCUAUCGGCGGGUUCUUAUUCGAAAAAUCGAGCGAGUUCGUGGUGGAGCGGUUGAUCAGAUUAUCUUGA